Danaus chrysippus (African queen) is the source of this 1185-nucleotide messenger RNA. The record is from the annotation of a GenBank genome assembly. Lineage: Eukaryota; Metazoa; Arthropoda; Insecta; Lepidoptera; Nymphalidae.
AUGUCAUAUGAUAAUAUCCUGGAUUUUAAAUUCAUUCGGACGAGUCAAGGUAGUCUGCUGAUGGUUAAUGGUUAUACGUUUUCAAAGAACAACCGUUCAAAUAAUUACUACUGUUCUAAGAAAGACCAGGGUUGCAAGGCUCGUCUGAAGAUGGGGAGUAACGGUGUGAUAAUCAAUCAAGACGUGAACCACCUACAUCCACCUCCGAAAUAUGUUCGGACUUCAACUGAUACUUUCAAAUUCAUAACUACCCACAACGCUACGCUGUUGAUGUUAAACAAAUACACGUACGCGAAGCAUUGCAAGUCGGAUAACUAUUACUGUUCCAAAAUAAAGAAAGGCUGUUCUGCUAGACUAAAGAUAGUUCAAGGGGAGAUGGUGGUUAGGAAGGAUGUCCACAACCACCCGCCUCCAGUAUUCUAUUGUUCUUCUGAAGGCAUUUAUACCAAAAACUUCUACUGCUCCAAGAAAGAUGCUGGAUGUAAAGCGAGGGUCAAGCUUUUGGAAGACGGAAAUGUAUCCUCUCAGUCUAUCACAAAUCAUGCCCACCCUCCACCAAAGUACAUGAUAACAUCUUCUGGACAUUACGUCAAAAUUUAUGAAUUCAAUUUCAUUACGAUAGUUGGCAACAAACGUCUUCUGAUGGUCCAGGGUUAUACAUUUGCUAAAACUAAUAAACGACAUUGGUACUGCUCCAAGAAAGCGAAAGGCUGCAAAGCCAGGGUUUUUCUCAACUCAGACGAAACAGAGCUUGAGUUCUAUGCAAUCGAAUUUAUUCCUAGCAAUCGCAGUAACGGCCGUCUUCUAGUGCAUAGAGACUACACAUACGUGUCUAUGAACACUAAGACUCGUUGGUAUUGUUCUAAGAAAAAGAUGGGAUGUAAGACAAAGUUGGUGAUAACGCCAGAGGGGCAAUUCCUCGAACUAUUGGGCCAGCACGAUCACCCACCACCAUUACUGUAUCGAACCAAGGAUGGACAAGUUAUCAAAGUUAAUUCAAAGUUCUGUUUAAAUUUUGAAAUAUUGAAUGAUGAUGCCGAUUUCCUUCGAUACUACAGACGGUACAGAGCUCAGAAUCCCCAGAAGUUCCAAGUGAAGAGAGAAGAAGAAGAGGAUACAUCGGAUCCUAUUGGACGCGUCACUGAUAUUCUUAGCUCUUUAAUACCGAGCAAAAAUAAACAGUAA